GCUCCCCGGGCGCCCUCGGUCUCGCGCUCUCCGAGGCGAGCGCGCUCCCGGCCCGCGCGCUCCGGGCUCCGGCUUCUCCGGGCUCCUGUCAGUGCGGUGACUGCGCUGGGAAACAUGGCGUCCGAGGGAAUGAUCCUCACGAACCACGACCAUCAGAUCCGCGUCGGAGUCCUCACAGUGAGUGAUAGCUGCUUCAGGAAUCUUGCAGAAGAUCGCAGUGGGAUAAAUCUCAAAGAUCUCGUACAAGAUCCUUCUUUGUUGGGUGGGACUAUAUCAGCAUACAAGAUAGUACCAGACGAAAUAGAAGAAAUCAAGGAAACCCUGAUAGAUUGGUGUGAUGAAAAGGAGCUUAAUUUAAUAUUAACAACUGGAGGAACAGGGUUCGCACCACGAGAUGUCACCCCAGAGGCUACAAAAGAAGUGAUAGAACGGGAAGCACCAGGGAUGGCCCUGGCAAUGCUGAUGGGAUCACUUAAUGUUACACCUCUGGGCAUGCUCUCUAGGCCUGUAUGUGGAAUAAGAGGGAAAACUCUUAUAAUUAACCUACCUGGUAGCAAGAAAGGAUCUCAGGAAUGCUUUCAAUUCAUACUGCCAGCUCUACCUCACGCCAUUGACCUUUUACGUGAUGCCAUUGUAAAAGUAAAGGAGGUGCAUGAUGAACUUGAAGAUUUACCUUCACCGCCACCUCCUCUUUCCCCUCCUCCCACAACCAGCCCCCAUAAACAGACAGAAGACAAAGGGGUUCAGUGUGAGGAAGAGGAAGAAGAGAAGAAAGACAGUGGUGUUGCUUCCACAGAAGAUAGUUCCUCAUCACAUAUAACUGCAGCAGCCAUUGCUGCUAAGAAGCAUCCAUUCUACACCAGUCCUGCUGUUUUCAUGGCACACGGUGAACAGCCUAUACCUGGUCUCAUCAAUUAUUCCCAUGAUGCAACAGGCAGUGCAGAUGAACGGAUUCCAGACUCCAUCAUUUCUCGUGGUGUUCAGGUGCUCCCACGAGACACAGCCUCCCUCAGCACUACUCCUUCAGAAUCACCUCGUGCUCAGGCCACAUCUCGCCUCUCUACAGCUUCCUGCCCAACACCAAAACUCCAUCGAAAGCUGGAGGAGCUCAGAGAUCACCUAGAAGGCAAUGUGAAAGGAUACUCUCUCAGAGUAAAUGUCCAGUCCAGAUGCAGCAGCAAGGAGAACAUUCUCAGAGCCAGUCACAGUGCUGUCGAUAUCACCAAGGUGGCUAGAAGACAUCGAAUGUCUCCUUUUCCUCUGACAUCUAUGGACAAAGCCUUUAUCACGGUCCUGGAGAUGACUCCGGUGCUUGGAACAGAAAUCAUCAACUACAGAGAUGGAAUGGGGAGAGUCCUUGCUCAAGAUGUGUAUGCAAAAGACAACCUACCCCCCUUCCCGGCAUCUGUAAAAGAUGGCUAUGCUGUCCGAGCUGCUGAUGGCCCAGGAGACCGUUUCAUCAUUGGGGAAUCCCAAGCUGGUGAACAGCCAACUCAAACAGUAAUGCCAGGGCAAGUCAUGCGAGUUACAACAGGUGCUCCAAUCCCCUGCGGUGCUGAUGCAGUAGUACAAGUGGAAGAUACGGAACUUAUCAGGGAAUCAGAUGAUGGCACUGAAGAACUUGAAGUACGAAUUCUGGUGCAAGCUCGGCCAGGCCAAGAUAUCAGACCCAUCGGCCAUGACAUUAAAAGAGGGGAAUGCGUUUUGGCCAAAGGAACCCACAUGGGCCCCUCAGAGAUUGGUCUUCUGGCAACUGUAGGUGUCACAGAGGUUGAAGUUAAUAAGUUUCCAGUGGUUGCAGUCAUGUCUACAGGGAAUGAGUUGCUAAAUCCCGAAGAUGACCUCUUACCAGGAAAGAUUCGAGACAGCAAUCGUUCAACCCUUCUAGCAACAAUUCAGGAACAUGGUUAUCCCACGAUCAACUUGGGAAUUGUGGGAGACAACCCAGAUGACUUACUCAAUGCCUUGAAUGAGGGAAUCAGCCGUGCUGAUGUCAUCAUCACAUCAGGGGGUGUCUCCAUGGGAGAAAAGGACUAUCUCAAGCAGGUGCUGGACAUUGACCUUCACGCUCAGAUCCAUUUUGGCAGAGUUUUCAUGAAACCAGGCCUGCCAACAACAUUCGCUACUUUGGAUAUCGAUGGUGUAAGAAAAAUUAUCUUUGCACUACCUGGGAAUCCUGUGUCGGCCGUGGUCACCUGCAAUCUCUUUGUUGUGCCUGCACUGAGGAAAAUGCAGGGCAUCUUGGAUCCUCGGCCAACCAUCAUCAAAGCCAGGUUAUCAUGUGAUGUAAAACUAGACCCUCGUCCAGAAUACCAUCGGUGUAUCCUCACUUGGCAUCACCAAGAACCACUGCCUUGGGCACAGAGUACAGGUAAUCAGAUGAGCAGCCGUCUGAUGAGCAUGCGCAGUGCCAAUGGACUGUUGAUGCUACCUCCAAAGACAGAACAGUAUGUGGAGCUCCACAAGGGCGAGGUGGUGGAUGUCAUGGUCAUUGGGCGGCUAUGAUGGUCACCAGCAGGAAAAGCUCUGAUGCAUGUCCACAUAUCAUUGACUGUAUCCUGUAAUAUGCAACGGCACAGCUAGUUUUUCUGAUUUGGAUGAAAGUUGAUCUGUAUAGUCAACAUCUUGAACUAUAUUUCAAAUGAAUUUAAAUAUCUUUUAAAGAACAAAACACCUAAAAAUAAAUCUUAACAGACAACUCUAUUCUGAUUAUAUCAAAGCAAAUUUUUCCUUUCUUGCAAAUUGCUUUGUGUGUUCAAUGCUAGGUCUGAUAGCGAUAGCUUUUAGUAGACAGCAGUAGGUGCCUGCAGAACUUGUGUUUUUCUCAUCUUUAAAAUACAACUACUUAUGCUCUUAAAUCAAGGCUGUCUGCUUAUUUAUACUAGCGUAGGCAACACUUGGAUUUCCCUUCUUAGUAUGCUUCAUAACCGCUUUUCAGAGCGCUUUUGCUUGUUCUUUACCAUGUAUCUCGUGUUUAUGUGCACAGUGCCAAAAGAAGAGGGAUGGGGUGGAGGCCCUGCCCUGCCUCAAGAAUCAUCCCCUGUGGAGCAUCUGGGGAGGUUUCUCACCCCAGCAGCCUCACGGCACAGUACUCGUGGGCAGUAACUGGAUACCUUUUAUUUGAACAAACAAACUGGGGGAUGGGGAAAUGCUUCCUUAAGUGCUGACAGCCUUUUUAACCAAUACAUUUAAAAAUUGUACAGAACAAAAAAAAAAAAAUAAAAUCAAAGACUGAUCUUGUACAGAUAUUAGUGUUACCAGCAUUCAUGUGGAAAUCAAGAGCAAAGACAAAUAAUGUUGAAACAACUCUGUACCAUACAUUUUCUGUAAUGAUACUGAAACUUAAUGAAUAAAAAAACC
Lepus europaeus (European hare) is the source of this 3360-nucleotide messenger RNA. RefSeq names its product gephyrin (gene GPHN). Gene Ontology annotation, molecular function: molybdopterin molybdotransferase activity. Gene Ontology annotation, biological process: establishment of synaptic specificity at neuromuscular junction; glycine receptor clustering; molybdenum incorporation into molybdenum-molybdopterin complex. Gene Ontology annotation, cellular component: cytosol; postsynaptic specialization; dendrite. NCBI's taxonomy places the organism in Eukaryota, Metazoa, Chordata, Mammalia, Lagomorpha, Leporidae. Bases 115 to 2505 code for a protein of 796 amino acids. The transcript is spliced from 24 exons. The record is from RefSeq and is a predicted model, not a curated record.